Peronospora matthiolae is the source of this 1326-nucleotide messenger RNA. The record is from the annotation of a GenBank genome assembly. Lineage: Eukaryota; Oomycota; Peronosporomycetes; Peronosporales; Peronosporaceae.
AUGACGUCGUCCACCCAGGAGUGCCACAUCUGUCUCGAAGAGCUGCGGCGCGACCUCGUGACGGCGCCAUGCGGCCACGUCUUCCAUCACGUCUGCAUCCUCCAGGCGCUCCACGUGAACCCGCAGUGCCCCAUCUGUCGACGGCGAACCGACGACAGCGACCUCAUCACGCUCUAUUUCGACGUGUCAAACGUGCACGAGACCGUUUCCAGCAGCAGCAGGAGCGACGAGAUGGGUACACUGGCUCCUGCAGCCGACUCGGGCGACACAAAGGCGCUCAGUUCCCGCGUGAAUUCGCUCAUGGAGCGGAUCCAGUGGCAGAACAAGCAACAGGAUCGACUUGUGGACGAGCUCCGACGGCUGCGGAGUCAGAGCGAGCUCCUAUUGGCAGAUAAACAGACGCUGAGUGAGCGGGUGGGCGCUUUGCACGAUACGAAGACGGAGCUGUUGAUUAAAGUGGCGAGGUAUCAGAUGGAACUCACGCGGCAGACGGAAGCUGCGCGUCAAUCGAGUGUGAACCAGAGCAUUCUCAGGUACUUGGAGACGUGUGACGCUGCUGCGUUGGAAGAGGAGGUUCGGAACCCUACGGAGCUGAUUGUUGCACUGAAGAAAGCGUGCAAGUUCCGUCAUGAUCAGUACCAGAAGGUCGUGAAGGAGAAGAUGCGGCUCAAAGAGAUACUACACAACAACUUGCAGCCGUUCAGUGGACAGCUACAGCGGACUCCAGCGACCGACCGAAUCGCCAAGACGAAGCAUCGAGCUACAGCGCGAGCGCUUGAGACAAAACGCGCGUACUUGACACCAUCAGCAGGGGUUGGAAUGGGACUGCAGCCUCAAGUGAUGACGAACAAGAAGCGUAAAAUGGACGCCACGUCGUCGGUGGCUGUUGAUCCAGUGCCUUGUGUGGAAUACAAGGGCAGCGACGACAGUUUUGGAUGGAAUCCACGGUUGGAGUCGAUGGGGUUUGCCUACUCGGACGUCCCGAUUCGCCCGCCGCCUCCCGUUUCGAGGCAAUUCUUUGGGCGCAACAGCUUUUAUUCGAAUCAGCAUGGAGCAUCUACCUCGACGCCAUCUGGUCGACCAGUCCUGCAGACGACUGGCUCUCAAGCUGCUGUGUGUCGACGUGGCUACGACGAAACUGGCAAGUUGACGAACUUUUUUCGCCCAAACGAGGAGGUGGAGUUGCGCUUUUCGUCUCGACAUAAAACGGUGCCGAGUAUGCAGAACCUGCUGGAUGCCCAGCCAAUAACUGCUGUUCAGCAGCCACGGAUGGUGAGUAACGAUCGGCAGGAGUAUGCACUGACUAAUUGGCUGCGCAAUAAUUAA